AGGAUAUCUGGCUUUCACCCAGGAGACCCGGGUUCGAUUCCCGGCAACGGAAUUUUGCCAUUUUCAUCUGUUUUCUUUGUUGGUUAGCUGCUUAACCUCCAAAUCUUUUUAAAGCGCUGUUGGCUGGUUCCCAUUUGAAUGGAGGGGGAAAAUGGAGACGAAAACAUUAAUUUUGGACUCAUUUUUCAGAAAAUGAUGCUCUUCCUACUCCUACAUCUUUUAAUAAUUGAUAGCUACACAAAACAUUUGCACCGGCAACAGACAGCAACAGCGGAGAAGACAUUGGACAACAGCAGCUUUACCUUCGGAACUAAGGUGGUAGGAAAAUCUUUCUUAGGUUACCCGGUCCCAUGGAGUGGCAGAGGCAGAGCAACAACGAAAGGGACAGCGUGUCCACUAACAAAGUGCUCAGCACGUCGAACCCGGCAGACUUCAGUCCACCACUUUCUCUGCUGACUGCCAUCUGAGAAUUAAUGAUCAUCGAUCGGACUCUAUCAUCUGUCUCUCCUUCUCAGCUCCCUCCCUCCCUCCCUCUGUAGUUUGUAGUAAUAAUUAUCCUCCGAGAAGUAACAACGCUUUUAAGUUUAAUUCUUAGUUCUUAAUCUUUACAAGCACUUUCUCUGUACUCAAAUCAAAACCUUAAAUCCGGCUCCUCCUACCAAUCGAAGCCCUAACGUGGCUCAGAAUUCAGAACCUCUCCUGGAUUCAGUUUUUUCAUCACUCAAACGAACGCUACGCUAGGGCUUUCAAUUACUCCAAUCGUCUAAUGCCCCCCCGUUUUCUGUUCAGAGCUAACUGUAACGAAUAGCCUUUUUAUUUUUUAUCAAAUAAUGUCCGUUGCCGAGCUCAAAGACCGCCACGUGGCUGCCACGGAGACUGUGAACGCUCUCAGGGAGCGCCUUAAGCAGAAACGGCUCUCUCUGCUCGACACCGAUGUUGCGGGUUAUGCGAUAUCGAAGAGUCGGACCUCGGUCAGCUUCGGACCCACCGAUCUGGUCUGCUGUAGAACACUUCAGGGUCAUACAGGCAAGGUGUAUUCACUGGAUUGGACUCCUGAGAAGAAUCGAAUUGUCAGUGCAUCUCAAGACGGUCGGUUGAUAGUGUGGAAUGCUUUAACAAGCCAGAAGACUCAUGCAAUAAAGCUGCCUUGUGCAUGGGUCAUGACUUGUGCUUUCUCACCAUCUGGUCAAUCUGUUGCCUGUGGUGGUCUUGAUAGUGUAUGCUCUAUCUUUAACCUUAAUUCCCCCAUGGACAAGGAUGGCAAUUUACCAAUGUCAAAAAUGCUUAGUGGGCAUAAGGGGUAUGUUUCAUCCUGUCAAUAUGUUCCAGAUGAGGAAACUCGCUUAAUCACCAGUUCUGGUGAUCACACGUGUGUUUUGUGGGAUAUUACUACAGGCCUUAGAAUUUCUCUUUUCGGAGGUGAAUUUCAGUCUGGACACACUGCAGAUGUACUAAGUGUCUCGAUUAAUGGAUCAAACUCAAGAAUGUUUGUAUCUGGUUCCUGUGAUGCAACUGCCUGUUUGUGGGACACUCGUGUUGCAAGCCGAGCGGUGCGAACAUUUCAUGGACAUGAGGGAGAUGUUAAUACUGUAAAAUUCUUUCCAGAUGGCAAUAGAUUUGGAACAGGCUCAGAUGAUGGAACUUGCAGGUUAUUUGAUAUAAGAACAGGGCACCAACUCCAAGUAUACCAUCAGCAGAACAAUGAUAAUGAUGUCCCUCAUGUGACCUCCAUUGCAUUCUCUAUAUCAGGAAGACUUCUCUUUGCCGGAUAUUCAAAUGGUGAUUGUUAUGUUUGGGACACGUUAUUGGCAACGGUGGUUUUGAACUUGGGAUCACUCCAGAACUCACAUGAGGCCCGGAUAAGCUGUUUGGGUUUAUCAGCUGAUGGAAGUGCGUUAUGUACAGGAAGUUGGGAUGCAAACCUAAAGAUAUGGGCUUUUGGAGGGCAUAGGACGGUAAUCUGAAGCAUUGGAAGAGAAAAGGACCACGCUUCUCAUAAUACUGCAUCCUUGGUAAAAACUAAAAUGCUUUUAAAUUCCCUAGUUUGUUGUAAUUUGGAAAACUGAGAAUCUGAAUAUUAGAGAGAGAAAAAAAAAAUAUUUCUAUUGA
This is a messenger RNA of Juglans microcarpa x Juglans regia, 2109 nucleotides long. Its product is annotated as guanine nucleotide-binding protein subunit beta-2-like. NCBI's taxonomy places the organism in Eukaryota, Viridiplantae, Streptophyta, Magnoliopsida, Fagales, Juglandaceae. The transcript is spliced from 7 exons. Gene Ontology annotation, biological process: G protein-coupled receptor signaling pathway. Gene Ontology annotation, cellular component: heterotrimeric G-protein complex; cytoplasm. Gene Ontology annotation, molecular function: signaling receptor complex adaptor activity; protein binding. The record is from RefSeq and is a predicted model, not a curated record. Bases 831 to 1964 code for a protein of 377 amino acids.